UUGUUGACUCCAAGUCAAUAAAAACAUUCCAUUUGCUACAAAAGACACAAAAAAAAUAAUCCUUUAAUAAUGAAAUCAUUUACAUCCUCCAAUGCUAAUAUCAUCAAAUCAAAUACUCCUAAAUUUUCAAGAGCUAUCAACUCAAACACCUGUUCCAAAUUUGGCAGCCUCACUUCAAGAUUACAAAAUGAAUUACAUCAUUUAAUGAUGAACCCAAUUGAUGGUGUAACAGCUUUCCCAGAAUCCGAAUCAGAUUUCACAAGAUGGUGUGGUACAAUCAUUGGUGCAAAAGAUACACCUUAUGAAGGUUUGGUUUUCAAAAUUAUCUUAAAGUUCCCCACGAAUUAUCCUUAUCAAGCUCCAAUAGUUAAAUUCACCACACCUAUUUUCCAUCCAAAUGUUGGUUCAAAAGGUGACAUAUGUCUUGAUAUAUUGAAAGAUUCUUGGUCACCAAUCUUAAAUGUUCAAACAUUGUUGGUCUCUUUACAGUCAUUACUUGGUGAACCUAACACAAAGUCCCCAUUGAAUGGAACUGCUGCUAGGUUAUGGGAUAAAGAUAUCAAGUCUUUCAAGAAAGCUGUUUUGUUGGUUAAAGAAACGGGACAAGAUGGGAUCAGCUCUUUUUGUUAUGGAUCAGCUCUUUGAAAUAUUGAAAGUGUGAACUAAAGUUGGAAGCCCCGUAAUGUAUGAAGGAUCAUUAAUGUAAAAAGGUUGAUAUAAUUAUCUACAACUUGUAGUUCAAACAUAAAUUUAAUCCCAUAAUAUUAACACGUCCCAAAAUAUCGCACAUAUAAAAUAAACAUAAAAAACUAUAAUAUAAUAAAAAACCCUUAAAAAAAACCCAAAUGUAUAGUAUAAAAAAAACCUUUAAUGAUGAAAAAUGCAUAAUGUAACUAUUAUUAUUAAUGAUUAAUGAAUGUGAUUCCCCCAAUCUGUGAAUACCCAUUAAUAUGAUAAAUUCC
Messenger RNA from Hansenula anomala, 962 nucleotides. It is a transcript of the gene UBC11, whose product is annotated as putative E2 ubiquitin-protein ligase UBC11. The record is from RefSeq and is a predicted model, not a curated record. The transcript has a single exon. The coding region runs from base 70 to 645 and encodes 191 amino acids. Lineage: Eukaryota; Fungi; Ascomycota; Saccharomycetes; Phaffomycetales; Wickerhamomycetaceae.